AUGUUUGCAUGCUUGUUUACUCAUCCCUUGGAUUUGGCCAAAGUUCGCCUUCAGACAUCGAAAGCGCACGAUAAUGGACUUGUUUCAUUAGUGUUCAAGAUUGUUCGUCACGAGGGUUUGUUUUCUAUUUAUGGUGGUCUGUCGGCAUCUCUUUUAAGACAAGCUACGUACUCGACUGCUCGCUUUGGAGUUUACGAGGAACUGAAACGCUUAAUAAGUCACAGUGGAUCCCCCCCACCAACGUCACAACUUUUGGGUGCAUCCAUGGUUGCUGGAGCCGUGGGUGGAAUGGUUGGAAAUCCAUCGGAUGUGGUGAACAUUCGGAUGCAAAACGAUAAAGCUCUACCGCCUUCUGAACGGAGAAACUAUAAACACGCUAUUGACGGGCUUAUCAGUAUCUGUCGACAAGAGGGUGUGAGUUCUCUUUUUCGUGGGAUUGGGCCCAAUUUAGUCAGGGGAGUGCUUAUGACGGCGUCACAGGUCGUCUCAUAUGAUGUCUCGAAGCGUUUAUUGGUGAACAAUCUCGGGAUGAACCCUAGAACAAAGUCGACGCAUUUCUCUGCGUCUCUUCUUGCAGGGCUGGUGGCUACUACCGUUUGCUCACCGGCUGAUGUGUUGAAAACAAGAAUCAUGAAUAGUUCUUCUUCGGGUCGAUCUGUGUUUUCCAUUUUCCGCGAAGCAGUGUACUCUGAAGGAGCGGGAUUUAUGUUCCGGGGUUGGACUCCGGCGUUCAUUAGACUUGGACCUCAUACAAUCUUAACUUUCAUCGCUCUGGAGGAAUUGAGGCGGUUCAGGAUCGGUAUGUAG
Molecule: messenger RNA, 807 nt
Organism: Ogataea philodendri
Lineage: Eukaryota; Fungi; Ascomycota; Pichiomycetes; Pichiales; Pichiaceae
Exons: 1
Coding region: 1-807 (268 amino acids)
Biological process (GO): phosphate ion transmembrane transport; malate transmembrane transport; oxaloacetate transport
Molecular function (GO): thiosulfate transmembrane transporter activity; sulfate transmembrane transporter activity; antiporter activity
Source: RefSeq, a predicted model, not a curated record